Mycena indigotica is the source of this 975-nucleotide messenger RNA. Its product is annotated as RNA-binding domain-containing protein. Bases 1 to 975 code for a protein of 324 amino acids. The transcript is spliced from 4 exons. Gene Ontology annotation, molecular function: mRNA binding. NCBI's taxonomy places the organism in Eukaryota, Fungi, Basidiomycota, Agaricomycetes, Agaricales, Mycenaceae. Gene Ontology annotation, cellular component: cytosol. The record is from RefSeq and is a predicted model, not a curated record.
AUGUCGGAAGCCCCCUCCGCCGCCCCAGUCACCGAGAACGGCGCUACUCCCGUCACGCAGGAAAAGCAGGAAGUCCCUGGUUUCAAGGUCUUCGCUGGAAACCUCGCGUACUCUACUACGGAAGAGGGGCUGAAGACGUUCUUUGCGCCAGUUCAGAGCGACAUUCUCUCCGUCCAAGUCAUCAUCCGCAACAGUGGACGGGAGAACGUCCCUCCUCGUUCUGCAGGCUACGGCUUUGUCGCGCUCUCCACUGCCGAGGCCGCUCAAAAGGCUGUCGAGGCUUUGGACAAGAAGGAGCUCGACGGUCGUCAAGUAAUCGUCGAGGUCGCAAAGCCAUCUGAACAGAAAGAAAAGGAGAAGAAAGAGAAGAAGGCAAAGAGAAAGCCCGGCAGGCGAGGCAGCAAAGCUGUCCCCGGCGAAGUUUCAGAAGCAGAAGCAAACGGCGACGCAACCAAGGCCGAAGCUGCUGCUGGGACCGACGAGGCGGCCAAGCCCAAGAAAAAGAAGAAGAAGGCCGCUAAAAAGCCCAAGACUGAAGCUGCUGCUGCUGCCGCCCCAACGGAGGGUGAGGCUUCUGCCACCACUGAAGCCAAGAAGACUCCCCGUCCUCGCAAGCCCAAGACUCCUCGUGUUCCCCGUCCAGCUGGUGAAGACCCGGUUGGCGAGCAAUCUAAGAGCAUGCUCUUCGUUGCUAACCUUGGAUUCAACAUCGAUGAUGCCGGCCUUUCUGCCCUCUUCACCGAUGCCGGCAUCAAAGUUGUUUCUGCCCGUAUUGUCCGCCGUCGCUGGGGCCAGCCUCGCAAGAGCAAAGGUUAUGGCUUUGUCGAUGUCGGAGGCGAGGAGGAACAGAAGAAGGCUAUUGAGGCACUUACUGGAAAAGAUGUCGGUGGUCGCGCAAUUGCCGUCAAGAUUGCAGUCAACACUCCCCGCGACGACGACGAUGAGGAGAAGCCUACUGCCCCCGCCACCGCUUAA